CUUAUAAAGCGCACAGGUGCGCGCUGAUUGUGUGCACAGCUUGAUCUGAUUGAUUCCGUGUCGGAUGUGUGCCGUGCUUCAACGCUCUGAGAUUUAGCCGCUGCUUUUGAAUUUGAGAAACAUAUUUUUUUUCGCUGCAAACAUGAGUGCUGGAGGAGGCACCCCGUACAUCGGCAGUAAGAUUAGUUUGAUAUCCAAGGCGCAGAUGCGGUAUGAGGGGAUAUUGUCGUCUGUCGACACGGAUAGGUCCACCGUUGCGUUAGCCAAAGUUAAAUCCUAUGGGACAGAGGACCGGCACACAGACAGACCGGCGCCACCCAAAGAUGAAAUCUAUGAAUACAUAAUCUUCAGAGGAAGUGACAUCAAAGAUAUCACUGUGUCUGAGCCACCGAAACCCCACUAUGGACUGCCUCGUGACCCUGCUAUUGUACAGUCAUCCCUUGGCAACUCCUCUGCUGCGUAUCACCCACGCUGGAGUUCAUACAGAGACAUGAUGCCCACCUACAACCAGCUGGCUGCUACUUCUCUACUCAACCAGCAGUACAACGCAGCACUGGGCCUCGUACCAGGACUUCAUGGCAUCCCAGCCAGAAGGGCUCCCAUGGUCGAGCAGGCUGUCCAGACCGUGCCCUCGGUCAGUGUCUCACCGAAAAGGGAAAAGACUUCUACCCAGCCACAGGGCAAGCAGCCUGUUCGUCCAAUCCAGCGCUCUGGACAGGUUCAUAAGGAGAACGUUCCCACCAGUCAGGCACCAUCUCAGCCAAUUGCAGCCAAGGUUCAAGGUCAAGGCACUGAGAACCAGAAAGAAAGGCAAAAGCAAGGCAGUCGCAGGUCCAGGAAUCGAAGCAGAGGCCAACUUCUUGUGAAAAACUCAAAGGCCACAACCUUGCAGUUUGAGUCAGAUUUUGAUUUUGAAACUGCAAAUGCUCAGUUUAAAGAUGAUCUUACUAAGGAGGUUGUGGUGGAAAAGUCUGAUUCUGGGGAGGCCCAGGACAGCCCGGGUACGCAAGAGGACACUCUCGGAGAGAAGUACUACGACAAAGCCAAAUGCUUCUUUGACAACAUCUCAUCCGACCUGAAGCCCAGGAGAACCACCUGGGCGGAGGAGAAAAAAAUGAACAUGGAAACAUUUGGAGUGCCCGGCCGCUUCCUGCGAGGCAGAGGAUUCAGGGGCCGAGGACGCAGAGGGCAGAGCACCCCUGAGCAGCGACCCCUCCCAAAAAUUGUUAGUGGGAGGGUGUAAAUGUGCUUCUUUUGUUUGUCUUUUUGUUAACCUUUUCUGUAAAUAUUGUAGUUUUCUACUUAUUUAAAAAAAAGUA
Messenger RNA from Anarrhichthys ocellatus (wolf-eel), 1319 nucleotides. RefSeq names its product protein LSM14 homolog B-B-like. The coding region runs from base 143 to 1243 and encodes 366 amino acids. Lineage: Eukaryota; Metazoa; Chordata; Actinopteri; Perciformes; Anarhichadidae. Gene Ontology annotation, molecular function: mRNA binding. The record is from RefSeq and is a predicted model, not a curated record. The transcript is spliced from 8 exons.